This is a messenger RNA of Otolemur garnettii (small-eared galago), 2577 nucleotides long. RefSeq names its product aryl hydrocarbon receptor nuclear translocator like (gene BMAL1). The record is from RefSeq and is a predicted model, not a curated record. Gene Ontology annotation, cellular component: transcription regulator complex; nucleus; cytoplasm. Lineage: Eukaryota; Metazoa; Chordata; Mammalia; Primates; Galagidae. The coding region runs from base 188 to 2068 and encodes 626 amino acids. Gene Ontology annotation, biological process: circadian rhythm; regulation of transcription by RNA polymerase II. Gene Ontology annotation, molecular function: DNA-binding transcription factor activity, RNA polymerase II-specific; RNA polymerase II cis-regulatory region sequence-specific DNA binding; protein dimerization activity. The transcript has 18 exons.
CUGGCUAGAGUGUAUACUUUGGACCCAAGCUUAAUUUUUCAAAUGUGGAAUCCUAAGCCUUCAUUGAUGAGGGAACUUGGGCCCAGAGGGAAGGAGUGACAGCUCCAGUCCUACUGCGCAGAGCUCAGGCCCCUGACGGCGGCAGGCACAACCUCUUCCCCUGGGUUUGGAGUUGCAAGAGCGUCCAAUGGCAGACCAGAGGAUGGACAUUUCUUCAACCAUCAGUGAUUUCAUGUCCUCGGGCCCUACUGACCUGCUGUCCACUUCCCUUGGCACCAGCGGCGUGGAUUGCAACCGCAAGCGGAAGGGCAGCUCCACUGACUACCAAGAAAGCAUGGAUACAGACAAAGAUGACCCUCAUGGAAGGUUAGAAUAUACAGAGCACCAAGGAAGGAUCAAAAAUGCAAGGGAAGCUCACAGUCAGAUUGAAAAGCGGCGUCGGGAUAAAAUGAACAGUUUUAUCGAUGAAUUGGCUUCUUUGGUACCAACGUGCAAUGCUAUGUCCAGGAAAUUAGAUAAACUUACUGUACUAAGGAUGGCCGUUCAGCACAUGAAAACCUUAAGAGGUGCCACCAAUCCAUAUACAGAAGCAAACUACAAACCCACUUUUCUAUCAGAUGAUGAAUUGAAACACCUCAUUCUCAGGGCAGCAGAUGGAUUUUUGUUUGUCGUAGGAUGUGACCGAGGGAAGAUACUCUUUGUCUCAGAGUCUGUCUUCAAGAUCCUCAACUACAGUCAGAAUGAUCUGAUUGGUCAGAGUUUGUUUGACUACCUGCAUCCUAAAGAUAUCACCAAAGUCAAGGAGCAGCUCUCCUCCUCCGACACCACGCCCCGGGAGCGGCUCAUAGAUGCAAAAACUGGACUUCCAGUUAAAACAGAUAUAACCCCUGGGCCAUCUCGAUUAUGUUCUGGAGCACGACGUUCUUUCUUCUGUAGGAUGAAGUGUAACAGGCCUUCAGUAAAGGUUGAAGACAAGGACUUCCCCUCCACCUGCUCAAAGAAAAAAGCAGAUCGAAAAAGCUUCUGCACAAUCCACAGCACAGGCUAUUUGAAAAGCUGGCCACCCACAAAGAUGGGGCUGGAUGAAGACAAUGAACCAGACAACGAGGGGUGUAACCUCAGCUGCCUUGUUGCAAUCGGACGACUACAUUCUCACAUGGUUCCACAACCGGUGAAUGGGGAAAUCAGGGUGAAAUCUAUGGAAUAUGUCUCUCGGCACGCAAUAGAUGGGAAGUUUGUUUUUGUAGACCAGAGGGCAACAGCUAUUUUGGCAUAUUUACCGCAAGAACUUCUAGGCACAUCAUGUUAUGAAUAUUUUCACCAAGACGACAUAGGACAUCUUGCAGAAUGUCAUAGGCAAGUUUUACAGACAAGAGAAAAGAUCACAACAAAUUGCUAUAAGUUUAAAAUCAAAGAUGGUUCUUUCAUCACACUGCGGAGUCGAUGGUUCAGUUUCAUGAACCCUUGGACCAAGGAAGUAGAAUACAUUGUCUCAACCAACACUGUUGUUUUAGCCAACGUCUUGGAAGGCGGGGACCCAACCUUCCCACAGCUCACAGCGUCCCCCCACAGCAUGGACAGCAUGCUGCCCUCUGGAGAAGGUGGCCCAAAGAGGACCCAUCCCACUGUUCCAGGGAUUCCAGGGGGAACAAGGGCUGGGGCAGGAAAAAUAGGUCGAAUGAUUGCUGAGGAAAUCAUGGAAAUCCACAGGAUAAGAGGGUCCUCGCCUUCCAGCUGUGGCUCCAGCCCAUUGAACAUCACGAGUACACCUCCCCCUGAUGCCUCUUCCCCAGGAGGCAAGAAGAUUUUAAAUGGAGGGACUCCAGACAUUCCUUCCAGUGGCCUAUUACCAGGACAGGCUCAGGAGAACCCAGGUUAUCCAUAUUCUGACAGUUCUUCUAUUCUUGGUGAGAACCCUCACAUAGGUAUGGACAUGAUAGACAAUGACCAAGGAUCAAGUAGUCCCAGUAAUGAUGAAGCAGCAAUGGCUGUCAUCAUGAGCCUCUUGGAAGCAGAUGCUGGGCUGGGUGGCCCUGUUGACUUUAGCGACUUACCAUGGCCGCUGUAAACACUACAUGUUGCUUUGGCAACAGCUACAGUAUCAAAGUGCAUUACUGGUGGAGUUUUACAGUCUGUGAAGCUUACUGGAUAAGGAGAGAACAGCUUUUAUGUACUGAUUUCAUAAAAGCCAUCUCAGAGCCAUUGAUACAAGUCAAUCUUAUUAUGUAUAACUUCAGACAAAGUGGAACUAAGCCUGCUCCAGUGUUUCUUCAUCAUUGAUUAUUGGGCUAGCUGUGGAUAGCUUGCAUUAAUUGUAUAUUUUGGAUUCUGUUUGUGUUGAAUUUUUUAAUCAUUGUGCACAGAGCAUCAUUGGUAGCUUUUAUAUGCAAAUGGUCAUUUCAGAUGUAUGGUGUUUUUACACUACAAAAAAGUCCCUCAUGUGGAUAUUUCUUAUACUAAUUGUAUCAUAAAGCUGUUUAUUCUUCCUUGUAAGAAUCCUUUACUAUAAAUAUGGGUUAAAGUAUAAUGUAUUAGACAGUUAAAUAUUUUUAAUAAAUGUUUCCCUUGUUCUAUAAA